AUGGCGGAUGGAUCUCUUCUAUGCGUGGUAACGAAGGCAAAAAGCAACAAAGGUGGUGACGGUGUAUGCGUCGUUAUCAAAGAGAAUACAGAAAUAAUCAGCUUGAAAUAUCAAGUGGCGGAAAGGCUUAAAAUACCAAUACAAUCUCUUUCACUGAAGUUCAUAUGCGAAAGGGAAAAGAAAUUCAGUAUUUCAAUUGACAAUGACGAUGAAUUAAAUUUGAUGUUCGAGUAUUGUCGGCGUAAUGGAUUUACAGACGGCGAAUUUGUAUGCUACCUCCGCUGGGGAAUCCUAAACUUCGCAGAACACGCAGACUACGCCGGAAACUGCGUAGUACACUCCAGAUUUCCUUUUGAGUUCACUGGUAAUGAGUUGGUUGUCAAGUUCGUUGCUAAGGCUAUGUAUUUUUAUUACUACUUCAGGACAAUACCGACAGAAAAUUCGCGGUGCACAGAUACCACGUUCACCCAAUCCUGUAAUGAUGAGCGUAUUCCUAAUGACAACCCCACCGGCGACUCGAUCAUGCUGUUGGAAGACAUGCUUAAUCACCAAACAAAGAGCCCAACUGAGUGGCACACCUCCAUACGUGAAGUUGGUCAGAAAUUUAAUAGUGCUGCUGAAGUUAGAUUAGCACUUCAAUACUAUUCAAUUGCUAAAUGGUUCGAGUAUGAUUUUUACCACAAUGAACAAAGACGCAUAAGAGUCUAUUGCCGAUUCAAGCACACACAUGGUUGCCCUUGGAUGUUAUUUGCUUCCCCGCUUAGAUAUUCGUCUAUCUUGUCCAUAAAGAAUUUCGAGUCUACCCACACCUGCGGUCAACAUGGAGCAAAUGCUGGCAACUCAAGGGCAUCAAGGAAGUUCAUUGCUAGCCAAAUACAAGCUAUUUUGAAGGUUAGGCCAGAUCUUCGUGCAGUCGAUAUCAAGAACGACAUGCUCUCUAAUUUUGGCAUCAAGAUUAACUACAGUAAAGCGUGGUGGAGCAAGGAGACAGCUCAACAGGACCUGUUCGGUGACGAUGAUGAGGCUUACGAUUCACUGAGAUGGUAUGAAUCCAUGGUGCAUGCAACUAAUCCAGGGAGUCGUGUUGUUAUUGAUGCUGAUGACGGGAGGUUCAGGCGAUUGUUCAUUAGUUAUAAUGCCUGUAUUGAAGAGUUCAUUGCUGGGUGUAGGCCUCUAUUGUUCUUGAAUGGAAUAUUUAUUAAAGAUCGUUACAGAGGUAUACUACUUAGUGCUACUGGGUAUGACGGCAACCAGGGAAUAUUUCUCCUUUCUUAUUGUGUAUGUGACCAAGAGAAUGAGGUUAACUAG
Messenger RNA from Asparagus officinalis (garden asparagus), 1308 nucleotides. RefSeq lists its product as uncharacterized. The record is from RefSeq and is a predicted model, not a curated record. The coding region runs from base 1 to 1308 and encodes 435 amino acids. The transcript is spliced from 4 exons. Lineage: Eukaryota; Viridiplantae; Streptophyta; Magnoliopsida; Asparagales; Asparagaceae.